Molecule: messenger RNA, 3612 nt
Organism: Gopherus flavomarginatus (Mexican gopher tortoise)
Lineage: Eukaryota; Metazoa; Chordata; Testudines; Testudinidae
Gene: KCNS3
Product: potassium voltage-gated channel modifier subfamily S member 3
Exons: 3
Coding region: 1907-3391 (494 amino acids)
Biological process (GO): protein homooligomerization; potassium ion transmembrane transport
Cellular component (GO): membrane; voltage-gated potassium channel complex
Molecular function (GO): voltage-gated potassium channel activity; protein binding
Source: RefSeq, a predicted model, not a curated record
GUGUAAUGUGGAUACUGUGUGAGACAGUAUAGUGUUUGUAUGUGUGAGAAAGAGAGUAUGUACGUAGUGUGUGUGUAUAGUGUCAGUGUGCAGUGGGUGUGUUCUGAGGGAUGGCAGUUGUUAAAAUACUGGCAAUCACAAUCAAAUGUAAUCGUAUUCUAAAUGAUAUUCAAAUCACAUUUAUGUUAAUGUAUGUCUUAUACACUGUGUGCCCUAUAAGCAUAAUUACUUUGCACUCCGCACCCUCUCCUCUGCAAAUGAAGCGAUUUGUUUUCCACAUUAGUAAAUCAGCAGGUUGAAAGCUAUUGUAAAUCAAUGUUUUCAUUAUACAUGUGAUGCUCAAUACUAUUGUUGAAUAAGAGGAAAAAGGUAAAAUCUGGAUCCUGGUUUUUUUGGUCCCCAGCCCUCAAAUUCCACUGGGCAUAUACACAACAAAUUCAGCUACUCCAACUGCACCAAACUAACAAACCUUAAUGCAUCCCAAUACAACAGCAUCUCAAACUCUGAUCUGGCACCUUGAUCCAGUUUGAUCCAGUGAGUUUUUAUGCUGGGAUCCAAAUUAUUCUGAUGGACCAGGAGAAGCUGCAUGUGUCCUGAGUUCAGACAGCAGAACAAGGUAUGUACCCAAAAAAUUAGCAGGAUCCAGGUUCCAGUUGAAUUUGCAGCUUUCUUGUACCAGGAUGUGUUGGGAUCCAGUUUGGUGGAAUAGUAGAAGCAAGACUCGCUCUCUGUUUUGAGGCACAGUUUAUUUUGGGGUGGACAGAAACAAGAUCUGUGUUUUAAUGGCGCUGUUGAGCUGGGAGGAUGCAUCAGGAUCUGGCGUUUGAGCGGGUACAACAGGAACAGCUAAACAUGCUCGUUAUUCAUAUGGUAGAAUUAGGGUUAGUGGGGUAAAAAUGUAGCUGGAUGCGGGGCUCUGCAGGGCUGCUGUGCCCUGAUGCAAUGUGCUUCGCGUUCCAGCGGCACAGACAUUGGCUCUCUCUGUUCAGAUUUUAAGGGUAGGGGGAGAGCCCCAAAUCGGCGGGAUCCAGCUUCCUACCUUUUCCCGUCUGAUGGGAGGUUUUUGACUUUCCCUCGCUGGCUAACACGUGCUGGGGUGGGGCGCACGGCUCCCACGAAAGAUCCCAACACUUCCCAGGGAUCUGUGUCAGGUGAUUUAUUUUAAUUGUCCCCAGCGGUAAAUACACACACACGGCAACAGAGCAAGUACUCAGCCCCGAAGUCUGAUCUGAGGCCAGGGCUGGCUGGAGUACCAGCGCCCAGGAUCGUUGAUGUUCCCAGUCCCAUCCCAGCGGCGGCUUCACUUGCUGGUGCUUGAGGUCUCUGGCAGCCUCCUGUCUCGCACCGCUCGCUCUUGGUGUCCUCGGACAGCCCCCCGGGGGGUGGGGGAGGCUAAGUCCUGGGGGGCGGCGCUGUGUCCGCAGUGGAGGUGCGCACAGCCCAGCCGGAGCUGGGACGCGGCGGCCAAGGGGCUGGGGAAAUCCAAUGGGGAGGGCGCCUCUGCGUGCCUAAGCCCGCCCACCUCUGCCUGCGCAUCUUCCCCCAGCCGCGCCGAGCCGGGCCGGGCCGAUCCGAGCCGGGCCGGGGGGCUCGCUGCGGGAGCCGCAGAGACGCGUGGAUGGGCAGCUCAGCUCCGCGCCGGGACCAGCCGCACCCUCCCCCAGGUACCCCUUCUUACUUGGUGAGACAAAAUAUUUCUGGAAGUGCCUUCUCUGGAAGCUGCUCUUUCCAGAAAUGACAUUUCAAUGCCAGUUUAUCAGCAUAACCAGUGCACCUGCUGUGGCAGAGUAGGAAGUGUUUCUGGAACUGAUGUAGAUCUUAAGGAGGAACUUUGCAUCACUACAGGUGCAAUGUAAUCUUAUGGAUUAGUGCCUUGGAAACCAGCAACAGAACUACUGUGUUCAAAAUGGUUUAUGGUGGAUUUUUCCAUAGACCUGGGAAAGAUGAGGAACUUAUCCACUUGAAUGUGGGUGGCUUUAAGCAAUCAGUUGAUCAAAGUACUUUGCUCCGAUUUCCCCAGACCAGACUUGGAAAACUGCUCAAAUGCCAUUCUGAAGAGGCUAUCCUGGAACUGUGUGAUGAUUACAGUGAUGCAGACAAGGAAUAUUACUUUGAUAGGAACCCCUCUUUGUUUAGAUAUGUUUUGAAUUUUUACUAUACAGGUAAACUGCAUGUCAUGGAGGAACUUUGUAUCUUCUCCUUCUGUCAGGAAAUAGAGUACUGGGGGAUCAACGAGCUGUUCAUUGAUUCUUGCUGUAGCAAUAGGUAUCAAGAAAGAAAAGAAGAAGGUCAAGAUAAGGACUGGGAUAAGAAAAGCAAUGACAGAAGUAUAGACUCUUCCAGUGAAGAAUCAUCCAUAUUUGAUAAAGAGCUGGAGAAAUUUGAUAAACUGUGGCUUGGUGAAAUACGAAAGAAAGUAUGGAUCAGAAUGGAAAACCCUGGGUACUGCUUAUCAGCAAAGUUAGUUGCAAUUUCCUCCCUGAGCGUAGUGCUAGCAUCAAUUGUAGCCAUGUGCAUCCACAGCAUGCCAGAGUUCCAAAGGCGGGAUGCCAAUGACAGAGAGAUUGAGGACCCUGUUUUGGAAGCUGUGGAGAUAGCAUGCAUCGUCUGGUUCACCGUUGAGUUAGUGAUAAGGCUCGCCGCAGCUCCAAGUCUAAAGAAGUUCUGGAAAAACCCUCUGAAUGUCAUAGAUCUUGUCUCUAUUAUUCCAUUUUAUGCUACCUUGGCUGUGGACACAAAGAAAGAAGAAAGCGAAGACAUUGAGAAUAUGGGGAAAGUGGUUCAGAUCCUACGGCUAAUGAGGAUAUUUCGCAUCCUGAAACUGGCAAGGCACUCUGUAGGACUGCGGUCUUUAGGUGCCACUUUGAGACAUAGUUACCGUGAAGUUGGACUUUUGCUUCUGUUUCUGUCUGUCGGGAUUUCUAUAUUCUCUGUUUUGGUCUACUCAGUGGAAAAAGACGACAAUGAAUCAGAACUGCACAGCAUCCCGGUCUGCUGGUGGUGGGCAACUAUCAGCAUGACCACUGUCGGCUAUGGAGACACUUUCCCAGUCACCGUGCUGGGAAAGUUCAUUGGUAGCAUUUGUAUUCUCUGUGGAAUAUUAGUGGUGGCCCUUCCAAUCACUAUAAUUUUCAACAAGUUUUCUAAAUACUAUCAAAAGCAAAAGGAUAUUGAUAUAGACCAGUCCAACAAUGAUCACAAAGAGAAAUGUAAUGAGCUACCUUAUUUUAACGUUAGGGAUAUUUAUGCAAAAAGGAUGCACUCCUUCAUUUCUAGCCUUUCUUCAGUAGGGAUUAUAGCCAGCGAUCAAGAUUCAACAGACGCCUCCAGCAUCCAAGAUAUUGAGGAUGUUUAUAACAUGACAUCCGUAGAGAAUGGUACUGGAAAAUGAGUUGAAUCACUCUCUCCUUUAUUUCUGUUUUCAGAUAUUUGGUCAAUGUGGAUUUAUAAACUCCAGUGAAUUUAAGAGCACUUAAUUCUCAGGGUACUUAACUCUCAGCCAUAUUUGGACAUUCUUUGCUCUUAUGUUGUCACACAAGCUUUAUUGUUUAGAUGAGGCUUAAAAAUAUACCUCACAUGGCAAUUUAGUUUUCACAUGACUAGUGCUAUGCG